Molecule: messenger RNA, 609 nt
Organism: Lodderomyces orthopsilosis Co 90-125
Lineage: Eukaryota; Fungi; Ascomycota; Pichiomycetes; Serinales; Debaryomycetaceae
Exons: 1
Coding region: 1-609 (202 amino acids)
Biological process (GO): reciprocal meiotic recombination
Molecular function (GO): double-stranded DNA binding
Source: RefSeq, a predicted model, not a curated record
AUGGCUCCCAACAGAACAGUGUCUCACGAGGAGAAGCUCAAGUUAUUACAUUCUUGGUUCCAAUCCACCCAUGCCUUUUACACCUUGAAGGAAAUUGAGCAAAAAGCGAGCAAAGCAUGCAAGAUCCCUGGAAUGCAAGUGAAAGAGUUAGUGUCAAAUUUAGUAGACGAAGGGUUAAUACAACAAGAGAAGAGUGGAACGACCAAUUUGUAUUGGUCUUUUACUUAUACUGUUGUGAUGAACAAAAUUGACAGAGCCAAGUGUUUAAAGCAUGAUUUGGAGUCAAAAAAGAAACAUCUUAAUCAGUUGCAACAACAAUUGGAAGAAGUGCGUGCUGAAAGAAGUGCUGAAGCAGUCCCUGAAAGGGUAGGUCGAUUACAAGACUUGGAUGCUUUGUAUGCUGAGAUUGACCAAUUGACUGAACAGAAUCAACAACUUCAACAGUAUCAAGAACUCAAAAGGUUGAAAGCUGGUAUUGAGUUUUUCACUGAUCUGAUCGAAACCAUGCUCUCUUGGUUAUCUGAAAAGUCUGGCAUCCAGAAGUCACAGCUUAGAAAGGAGAUGGGAAUUCCUGAAGAUUUAGAUGAUUAUGCCUUAAAGCCGGAAUGA